AUGGAUAACUAUUACAAAGAACCAUCAGCAGCAACCGCCUCUGGAAACCUACCAGCUGCCGAUCAGACCAACGAUUACCAGAUGAAGGUAAAGAAAAGCAAAAGCGUUCCAAACGCUGACCGUGGGGCGUCAAGAAGCUGGAGUUUCAGCGAUCCAGAAUCGAGGAGGAAGAGAAGAGUCGCUGGCUAUAAGGUUUACUCAGUUGAACAGAAGAUGAAAGGAUCCAUUAGAAAAAGCUUCAAAUGGUUCAAAGACAUUAUCGGUAUUUCUUCAAAAUAGAUUCUCCACUCUCUUUCUUUCUCUUUAUAUAUAAAAGUAUAUGAAUCUCUUUUUGCUGAGUGUAUGUUAAUGUUAUAUACCUGUAACAAAUACAUGAAACAAAAUUGAAUUUUCUUUCA
Molecule: messenger RNA, 398 nt
Organism: Brassica napus (rape)
Lineage: Eukaryota; Viridiplantae; Streptophyta; Magnoliopsida; Brassicales; Brassicaceae
Exons: 1
Coding region: 1-279 (92 amino acids)
Source: RefSeq, a predicted model, not a curated record